UUUGAUUGGCGGAGGGUGGAGUUUGUAUCUGCUAGUUUAGCGCCACUCGACUGGCAGCGGCUGCGGAGAGUUUGCGGCUCCAGGUGGUCUCACGCGCUGAACAGGUCUGGACAAAUGAGAAGGCACAGAGUUGGGCUCUUCUGGACCAGAGCGAAGUUUUGUAGAGUUCUGUAAAUGUUAGUGGUUAUUGCCAGUCUCUAUAUUCAAUCCCCCAUACUGAGAACCCUCCGCAGGAACUGGAAACCCACAGGCCAGGUUGUGAUGUCUCGGGAGACAGAUGCAGAGAGUCAGCAGUCCCAUGGCAGCACCUCCUCCCAGACUCAUGGCAGUGGUGCCUGUUCACAGUCCCAAGGUGGCUUCUCCACAUCCCAAGGCACCGUCUCUCAGUUGCACCUCCUCUCCUCAUCAUCUCAAGGCACAUCCAGCUCCUCCACCGGCACAGUGCCAACCUCCAGCCAGUCUUCCCACUCCAGCUCUGGGACGCUGAGUUCCUUAGAGACAGUGUCCACUCAGGAACUCUGUUCUAUUCCUGAGGACCAAGAACCUGAGGAGCCUGUCCCUGUCCCUUGGGCUCGGCUAUGGGCUCUUCAGGAUGGAUUCUCCAAUCUUGACUGUGUUAAUGACAGCUACUGGUUUGGGAGGGAUAAAAGCUGUGACUAUUGCUUUGACUCCCCACUGCUGAAAAGAACCGAUAAGUACCGGACAUAUAGCAAGAAACACUUUCGGAUUUUCAGGGAAAUGGGUCCUAAAAACUCUUACAUUGCAUACAUAGAAGAUCAUAGCGGGAAUGGAACCUUUGUGAAUAUGGAGCUUGUAGGAAAAGGAAAACGACGGCCUUUGAGUAACAACUCUGAAAUUGCACUUUCACUUUGUAGAAAUAAAGUUUUUGUAUUUUUUGAUCUGACGGUAGAUGAUCAAUCAGUUUAUCCUAAGGAAUUAAGAGAUGAAUACAUCAUGUCAAAAACACUUGGAAGUGGUGCUUGUGGGGAAGUAAAGCUGGCUUUUGAGAGGAAAACAUGUAAGAAAGUAGCCAUAAAGAUCAUCAGCAAGAGGAAAUUUGCUAUCGGCUCUUCCAGAGAAGCAGACACUGCUCUCAAUGUUGAAAAUGAAAUAGAAAUUUUGAAAAAACUAAAUCAUCCAUGUAUCAUCAAGAUUAAAAACUUUUUUGAUGCGCAAGAUUAUUACAUUGUUUUGGAGUUGAUGGAAGGUGGAGAGCUAUUUGACAGGGUGGUAGGGAACAAACGUCUGAAGGAAGCAACCUGCAAGCUCUAUUUCUAUCAGAUGCUCCUAGCUGUGCAAUACCUUCACGAAAAUGGGAUUAUCCAUCGAGACUUAAAGCCGGAGAACGUUCUUCUGUCAUCUCAAGCAGAGGACUGCCUUAUCAAGAUCACUGAUUUUGGGCAAUCCAAGAUUUUGGGGGAGACCUCCCUCAUGAGAACUUUAUGUGGUACCCCUACUUACUUGGCUCCUGAGGUCCUACUCUCCGUUGGGACUACCGGGUACAACCGUGCUGUGGACUGCUGGAGUUUAGGUGUUAUUCUUUUUAUCUGCCUUAGUGGGUAUCCACCUUUCUCUGAGCAUAAGACUCAAGUGUCACUGAAGGAUCAGAUCACCAGUGGAAAAUACAACUUCAUUCCUGAAGUCUGGGCAGAUGUCUCAGAGAAGGCUCUGGACCUUGUCAAGAAACUGUUGGUUGUGGAUCCAAAGGCACGGUUUACCACAGAAGCAGCCUUGAGUCACCCAUGGCUUCAGGAUGAGGGCAUGAAGAGAAAAUUUCAGGAUCUAUUGGCUCAGGAAAGGAACUUGAUGGCCCUACCGCUGGUUCCAGCCCAGCCUUCUACCAGCCAAAAGCGGCCCCUGGAAGGGGAAGUGGAGGACACUAAGAGCACUAAGCGCCUGGCCGUUUGUGACACUGUGUUGUGAACACUUUGAACAUGGAUGAGGAGGCAUGCCUUUCACACUGCUAUAGCCCCAGUUGGCCUGGAACUCACUAUGUACACUGGGCUGGCCUUGAUCUCUGAGAGAUCUACUUGUCUCUGCCUCCCUGACACCUGGCUAAAAUUACAUUUUGUAUCUGACAUUUUCCCCUUAGAAAUUUGCAGGGCUGAGGAUAGGGCAAUUCUUCUAAAAUCUCAGGACUUACAUUGAAAAAAUAUGAGGAUUUCAGAUGCCGGCUGACUACUGGUAUUAUGGGUCUGUGCCAUCAUGCCCGGCUGCUGUUGUCUUUUCCUCCUUGAAGUCUCUUUUUUUAAAAAAAAUAGCCAGUUUACAUUUUAAUUAUGAGAAUAGUUGAUUUUGUAUAAUAACAUACGUAAUUAAAACCUUGGACUCUGGGCUUACACUUGAUGAACAGCACUGUAGAUGAAUAACUUUCUUUUUCUUUAAAAAAAGAAGGGAGGGCAGACAGAUGGCUCAGUGGUUACAAGUGUUCUUGCAGAAGACUGGAGUUUAGGUUCCCAGCACCCAUACAGAACUGUUCAUGGGGCUGGAGAGAUGGCUCAGCAGUUAGAACGUUGGCUGUUCUUAAAGACCACCCAAGUUCAAAUCCCAGCACCCACAUGGCAGCUAACAACUGUCGUAACUCCAGUUCCAGGCCCGACAGCCUCUUCUGUCCUCGGGCAUUGCACGACACGGGUGCACUUACCUAUAUGCAGGCAA
Messenger RNA from Nannospalax galili (Upper Galilee mountains blind mole rat), 2658 nucleotides. RefSeq names its product checkpoint kinase 2 (gene Chek2). The transcript is spliced from 16 exons. Gene Ontology annotation, cellular component: nucleus; cytoplasm. Gene Ontology annotation, biological process: protein phosphorylation; mitotic DNA damage checkpoint signaling. Gene Ontology annotation, molecular function: protein binding; protein serine/threonine kinase activity; ATP binding. NCBI's taxonomy places the organism in Eukaryota, Metazoa, Chordata, Mammalia, Rodentia, Spalacidae. Bases 175 to 1923 code for a protein of 582 amino acids. The record is from RefSeq and is a predicted model, not a curated record.